AUGGCAGCGGCGACAGCGGGUUACGAGUGGAACCGUUCCUCGCCGCUGCGCUCCUCGCCCGACACGUCCUCUUCUACGUACCCCGACCGGCCGAUUCGCCCUCUACCAGCACGUUCCCUGCGUGCGAGACUGUCUCCAGAGCAGGCCGAGUCGAUCGUGUUCCCCAAUAACCCGCCCUCUACAGGGCCGCUGUUCAACUUCCCGUACACGUCCAGUGAGCGUGGCAAUAGGGCUUUGAGGACGGGCGAGAACGACCACCAUGCGUGCCACUGCGGCCAUACUCAUUCUGAAGUAGAGAGCGAAGAGGACGAGGACAUGCGGAGAGGUCCACAGCCUUCGUCUCCAAGCUACCAUUACAGCAGGAGUGCAUCUGGGAGGUCUGCAGUCGCGGCGUCAAGCUAUCACAAGCCAGGCUCUGCCGCAUCUUCGGUUGAUGGCUACGAGUCGUUCGAGAACACAAACAACAAGAAAAAGCGGAAGAUUCCAAACAUGGGCAACAACAGCUCGCAUCACGCGACACUCUCAGCGGACGUGGCAAGCAUGAGCAUCGCAAACCACGAGAACGGCGAGGUCGAUGAUGGGACUGUACGCUAUGGCUCAGCGCCGUCAACGCCGCAGCACAACAGCUCUGGGACGGGCAUCGCAGGCGCAGGCAGAGGAAGAUUUGGCCGAUCUGGUUCAGGACGCUCAGAACGACGAGUGCUGGGAACUUCAACCAGCCUGGCCAACACCAAAGCAAGCAAACGUCCUUCGGAGCAGAACGGCAUCAUCUCCACAGCCAUUGCCAACGCACAAGCAACCCCGCCACCGCAGGGCAACGAGAACGUCAGUCUGCUGCAUCAAGAGGCUGCGAAAAGUAGCGCAACCAAGACUCAAUUCACCUUCACCUGUGGCUCUGACUCAGCAAACAAGAUGGUCUGGCCCGGCCAGGAAAACGGGCCGUACCCUCAGCCCCCGGGCGCGUAUCCCACCACGACCGCGCCUCCGCCGCCCCACCCUCAGACUGCGCGCGCUCGCCCUCCCGUUCGACCAGACGCCCCUGCUGUAUCGACACAGGGUACCCAGACAAGCCCAAGCAUGAAUGGAGCACAUCCUCCCGCAAAUAGGGGUGCGCCGCCACCCAAGGGUGCGCAGCCUCCGCAGCAGGCGCCUCCACCCCGCAAGCCUAGACGCAGUGCCUCGAAGCUUUAUGCAUAUGCUGCUCGCAAACGACGGACGCAACAGGAGUAUGCGAACUUUCACAACCCUCCCAGCCAGCCCUGGAUCUGCGAGUUCUGCGAAUACGAAGACAUCUUUGGACGUCCUCCCGAGGCCUUGAUCCGGCAGUACGAGAUGAAGGACAGGAAGGAGCGGCGUCGACUCGCCGAGAAGCGUCGGUUGCUGGAGAAGGCAAGGAUGAAGGGACGGAAGGGCAAGAAGGCAAGCAAGAAAGCCCAGAACAACGCAAGCAACGCCCAACAUCCUCAGAAUCCUCCUGCCGGUGGUUAUGACCGUCGCGAUGACGGCUCGCUAGGUCCGGACGACGAUUACGACGAUGAUUAUGGCGACUACGACGAUGGUGGGCCGUCGCAGGGUCACACGUGUUGUCAUCAUACUUGUCAACAUUCGCAGCCGCCACCAAAGGUUCCUCCACUACCUCCUGGAGAUUCGCGGCUGGGCAUGCAGCCUAUUAGCAAUGGUGCCUAG
This is a messenger RNA of Boeremia exigua, 1686 nucleotides long. RefSeq lists its product as uncharacterized. NCBI's taxonomy places the organism in Eukaryota, Fungi, Ascomycota, Dothideomycetes, Pleosporales, Didymellaceae. The record is from RefSeq and is a predicted model, not a curated record. The transcript is spliced from 3 exons. Bases 1 to 1686 code for a protein of 561 amino acids.